UUCAAUAUUACAGACUAUAAAAGUGGAUUCAUAAAAUGAAAAACCAUCAGGUCUGCCUAUCCUCAGUUUGAUUAUCUUGUAGUUGGAGAUUCAGAAAAUAACACUAUGGGUUUUGGGAAGGAGGAUCUUGAUCUCGUGUUAGUCCCAAGUGGAUUGCUUAUUAUGUUUGUCUACCACAUUAACCUUCUCUACAGAUAUCUUCAUCUCCCUCACACCACAGUCAUUGGCUUUGAAAACAACGACAAAAAAGCUUGGGUUGAAAGAGUUAUGCAGGCUGAAAGAAGAGACGUUGGAAUAGUACUUAAUGUGAUUUCAUCAAACACAUCAGCAGCAACAUUUUUGUGUUCCAUCUCCUUAACUCUGAGUUCCCUUAUUGGAGCUUGGCUUGGAAGCAACACAAAUGAGGUCUUUCAGAGUGAAUUAGUCUACGGCAACACACAUCCAUCAACGAUGACUAUCAAGUACAUAAGCCUCCUAACUUGUUUCCUUCUCGCAUUCGCCUGCUUUGUUCAAUCAGCAAGGCACUUUGUUCAUGCCAACUACCUAAUAAGCACACCAGACAGCAACAUUCCAGCCUGGUAUGUAGAGAUGGCAGUCAUAAGGGGAGGUGAUUUUUGGUCACUUGGGCUUAGAGCUUUGUACUUUGCCCUCACUUUGCUUCUAUGGUUUUUUGGUCCAAUUCCAAUGUUUGUGUCCUCCGUUGUUCUGGUCCUGGUCCUCCAUUAUCUUGACACAAACACAAGGCCAUUGUUUCAGCAUCAGUUUAGAGGAAAGGAAAUGGUGAAGAGGAUUGAGGAGAGAAUUUCAGAGGUAGCUGUGACCUUAGAGCACAGAGAAAGGGUUGAAACUUUGGUGUAGUUUCACAUUAUAUUUUUUAAACAACCCCCAAAUUUUGUUUGUAAAUGCAAAGUUCCUUAUGCUUGUUGAGCUAGCUGUGUUUCUUUGGAGUUGGUGGGAGCAGGUGCCUAUAUUGCCAAAGGAAGAUAAUCUAAAAUGUAAUAUUCUAAACUUAGAAGAUAGUAGAUCAUCUACCAUUCUUCUCUUAUAUGGUCCAAGUUUUGGAUUCUAGUUUCAAACACAGAAGUUUUAUAUAUGGUCCGAGAUGUCUAUAAUAUCAGCACCACUUCUUGGA
Molecule: messenger RNA, 1132 nt
Organism: Argentina anserina (silverweed cinquefoil)
Lineage: Eukaryota; Viridiplantae; Streptophyta; Magnoliopsida; Rosales; Rosaceae
Exons: 2
Coding region: 106-858 (250 amino acids)
Source: RefSeq, a predicted model, not a curated record